AUGUAUAUUUACGUACUCACUCUUCUUCUUCUUCUAAAUUUGUCUAUCCAGAGUGCAGUUUUGGCAGAGGAAUGCGCUGACGCGACACCUUCAAAUGUUUGCUCGCAGAAGAAACUAGAGGGACAAUGCACAUACUAUAAAGCUUAUAUGGAAGUUUACGACCGCAUAUCUAGUCUAUACUGUGGAUUGCGACAAUUAGCCGAUGCCUGGUCAGUGUUUUUAUCCCCUCAGAAAUUGCUGCUUCUAAUGGUUAUGAAAUCCGAACGUCUGAAACAAGACGAUAUCGAACGAAGUGUGACUCCGAUCCAAGGUGAUCAGUCACUACGUCCGUGGUUGAAAAAGUUCUGA
Necator americanus (New World hookworm) is the source of this 348-nucleotide messenger RNA. RefSeq lists its product as uncharacterized. The transcript is spliced from 5 exons. Lineage: Eukaryota; Metazoa; Nematoda; Chromadorea; Rhabditida; Ancylostomatidae. Bases 1 to 348 code for a protein of 115 amino acids. The record is from RefSeq and is a predicted model, not a curated record.